This is a messenger RNA of Drechmeria coniospora, 4356 nucleotides long. Its product is annotated as GTPase activating protein. NCBI's taxonomy places the organism in Eukaryota, Fungi, Ascomycota, Sordariomycetes, Hypocreales, Ophiocordycipitaceae. The coding region runs from base 1 to 4356 and encodes 1451 amino acids. The transcript has 2 exons. The record is from RefSeq and is a predicted model, not a curated record.
AUGUUUGCACAGCACAGUGUGCCGAUGGUGCAUCCUCGUCUGCCAAUGCAGCGUACUCACUUACGUGCUCGUACGGAGAGACGAACACGUACCCCGUGCAUGCAUGGCGAACGGGUACAUGUACGCCUGCGUGGGCAUCACCUUCGUACCGACGGCGUGCUCGUGCCUGCUGCGGUGCUGCCAAAGGCCGGCGGGCUGUGGAACAGGCCUGCACUUGAGGAGGAGCGGAGCCGCGCUCUCCCUGCCCGAGUGCCCACACAACUCGCCGCCAGCUGCAGGCAUUACUUUUUCUUCGCUGCUCUGCUCAUCCUGCGUCCCCAUCCAUCCAUCCAUCCAUCCCUUCGCUCACCCGCAGGCGAGGAGCAUCAGCAUCGGCAAUUUUCCUGCCUCUCGCUCGCUGACCUGCCGGCCAUCCUCGUCCUCUCUUUUUCGAGCUCGCCACUAAUACCCUUCGUCCACGAGCACGCCAUCGGCAAACGGCUCGGCCGCCCCUCGUUGACCUGUCGAGCGGGCAAUUCCAGUGCUCAAUUCCAGCCCUGCGCCGCGCCGCCCUUGUUGACUCCAGCCGCCGUGUGGUGCUGGCAUUCCUGUCGGCCGCCUUCACUGUACGCGUGCUCCCUCGAUGACGGCACAGGUGCACUUUCGAGAGCAGACGCCCUAGGACGUGACUCGAUCCUGAGCCAGCUUCGAUAUCAACGUCGCGUCCCCGUCCGGCCGAGUCACCGCGACCCGUCGCCACCGCCGACGACGCCCUGCAAACCCUGCACCCUGCUGCUUAAAUCGUUACGCUCGCUCAGGGAGGAGAUUGGGAUAAUCUGCGUUAGGAUCCGACCUUUGAACCUUCACUACCUACCGCCUCGUCGUCGACGUCGAUGCUUGGCUGCCGAAUCCGCCUCGUCGGUCGCGCCUGAUUCACGCCCGCAUGCUCGGUACAGCAAGCACAUCUUGACCUUUGUUGCGAACGACGCCGUCGUCCGGUCCCCAUCGUCCGGUCCCCAUCGUCCGGUCCCCAUCGUCUGGUCCCAUCGUUCGAAUUGGCUCCUGCUUGUCAUCGGCACAACCGGCAGGUCACACACUCUUUCGCUCCUUUCUUCCAUCAAGUUCUCGGCAGCCUAUAGUCUUGCCUUGGCGCGCUGCAUCGGCAUCAGCCUGCGUUCUAGUUCGUCUCUCAUCCUUUGGAGACCUGCGAGGCAAUGGCCGAGCGCGUCAAACUCCCGGCCUCGACACCAACGCAAACGCAAACGCAAACGUAAGCCGCAGCUCGCCGUCGGAUGCCCCGGCGGUAACUGCCAUCGCUCGCUACCGCCCAUCGCCUACCUCGUCCGGGUCACCCGCCAAGUGCCGGGCACCCUGCCACCCUGCCGAUCCGCCAUGGCCGUCAUGCCGCCGGCUGAAAUCGACACCGUCGGCCGCCACCGCGGCGUGCAGAAUCGCCAAUGCGCUCUCUACGCCUCGCGCAUCAAGCCCACCGUCACCCCUCUCGUCCUCGACAGCUCCGACGCGGCACGGUCGCCUGUCCUCCCCGUCUCGCCACGAUGGGACUCCCUUUCGCAUGGCCCGUUCCUGAAGAACCGCAGCCCGACGUCGACCGGGCGGGCCUCGCCCUUCGAUGCUCGACCGGAGCCGCAAGGGCAGCAAGGGCUGCCGGCCCAGACGCAAACCCAAGUGCAGGCUCCGACGUGGGCUGGAACCGAAGCCGUGCCGCGCGAGUCCCUGAGCGGACAUUCGACCCCGGAGAGACGCUCGCCGUCGGUGCCUCUGUCGGCGAAGUCGUCGAUGGCCGAGAUGCGCUCGCUCGACGGUGUCGCCAUGGAAAACUUUUCGAGACCGAGGAAGCAGAGCAUUCGGCAGCCGCUGCUUACGAGCUCGCCGGAGCCGAUUGUUCCGGAGACGGUCAACGCGCAUCGCCUGCCACCGCGACCCACGGACCUUUUGGAAUUCGCACCCCAGACACCGCCGCCCUGGCAGAGACGCAGGCGCCCCUCCGCUUCAUCCUCCCAAUCUGCCUCUGCAUUUCCCUCCCCGCUGGCUCCUCCCACUGGCGAAGCUGCAGAGCCGAGAAGUCGCCGUACUCGUAACGCCACUGGCCCGCCAAUCGUUGCCGGUGGAGCUCCGUCGCCAACCGUGGCGAACUUAAUGGACAGCGCCGCCCCCGUACCCGGUGGGGCCCCAGCACCCUGGCUGAACGGGGACGAGCUGCGCUCCAGUUUCAGAUCCCAACUCACGGCCUCGACAACCCCUGGCACCGCCGUUACAGAGCGCUGCAGCAGCCUCCUGACCAAGAACAGUUCCGUCACCUCGCUCUACGCCGCCAAUCCCGACGAGCCCAGCUUGGAAGAUGUUAUGGGCAUGUACGAAAAAGGCUUUGCCGACGACGACGACGAAGACGACGACGACGACGACAACCGCAACUACAACAGCAACAACAGCAACAACCACGACGGGAUCAACCACGACGGCACCGUCGGCGGCAAGAGGAACGACGACGACGACGACGAGGAAAACGACGACGACGACAAAGACUAUCGCGGCGGCGAAGCUCACCACGACGAUACCCGACGCACGAUUGACGCCGACGACGACGACGGCGACACCCACUUUGACUCCCCAUCUGCCACGGCCAUGUCGGAGCGACCUGGGCUCGAGGGCAAGGCCUUGUCGGACGACUUCGGACCGGCCCUGCCGACCGCUCGGUCCACGCUGGACGCCGAGAUCAGGCAGUCCAGGAUGAUCUUCACGAGCGCCGCCUUCACCUCCACCGUCCACGCCAUUUCCGGCAGCGCCGACUCGAAGCAGCCGAACGCGGCCGACAAUCGAGAUUCGGCCAAGUCGUUCUACUCGCAGCCAUCCGUCGUCUCGGUCUCGGUCCCGGGCCUCGUCCACGCCGGCACGGGCGUCGACGGCAUGCCGACGGCGCCUUCUCCCGCCUCGGCGUCGCCAAGCCCCUGCCCGUCGCCGUUGGACACGCCCCUGCGGCCCCCUGUGCCGAUCGAUCUCGAGGACCCCGGCUCUCGCGAUCGGUACGGCUUCAAGAAGCAGAGCCCCCACGUCAGCCGUGAAAAGUACGACCUGUGGGACAAGGGGUACUCGCAGUACCUGGCCCGGAGGCGAAAGAAGUGGGUGACGUACAUGAAGGACUGCGCCUUGAUGACGGACCGGCCCAUACGCUUCCCGGCGCCCAACGCCAAGACGAAGAGGUUCGUCCGCAAAGGCAUCCCUCCCGACUGGCGGGGCGCCGCCUGGUUCUACUACGCCGGCGGCCCGGCCAUCCUGGCCAAGCACUCGGGCCUCUACGACAAGCUCGUGCUGAAGCAGGCCAAGCAGGUCGACGUCGAGGCCAUCGAACGAGACCUGCACCGUACCUUUCCCGACAACAUUCAGUUCAAGCCCUCGGCCCGGUACGGCGGUCCCUCGGUCGACCGGGGUAGCCAGUUCACCGCCACCGGCUCGACCUCGAGCGACGACGACGGCUCCUUCGGGCCGCCGGGCGAGGCGGAUGAGCCGGUCAUCAUCUCGUCGCUGCGUCGGGUCCUGCACGCCUUCGCUGUCUACAACCCUCGGAUCGGCUACUGCCAGAGCCUCAACUUCCUCGCCGGCCUCCUCCUCCUCUUCGUCGAGACGGAGGAGCAGUGCUUCUGGCUGCUCAACGUCAUCACCAUCAUCUACUUGCCCGGCACCCAUGACAUGAGCCUCGAAGGCUCCCGGGUCGACCUCGGCGUCCUCAUGACGGAGCUGCGCGACACGAUGCCCGCCGUCUGGGACAAGAUCGGCGGCGAGCUCGAGGGCAACCCAGACUCUUCCCGUCCGGGGACGAGCAAGUCGAUCCGGAAGCCACUGCCGAAGAUGCGCCGCCGGGACCUGCCGCGGCUGUCGACGGAGCGGCUACCUCCCAUCACGAUGUGCAUGACGGCCUGGUUCAUGAGCUGCUUCAUCGGCACGCUGCCGAUCGAGACGACGCUCCGCGUCUGGGACGUCUUCUUCUACGAAGGCUCCAAGACGCUCUUCCGCAUCGCCCUGGCCAUCUUCAAGACGGGCGAGGCCGAGAUCAAGGCGGUAUCGGACCCGAUGGAGAUGUUCGGCGUCGUGCAGUCGAUGCCGAGGCGCAUGGUGGACGCGAACCAGCUCAUGGCCGCCUGCUUCAAGCGACGGAACGGAUUCGGCCACCUCAGCCAGGUGACCAUCGACGAGCGUCGGCAGGCGCGCCGCGAGAGGGCGCACCAGGACAAGGCCGAGAAGCUGUCGGGCGACGGGAGGACCGAGGGCACGUCCGAGGUGGAGACGGAGCCCGUCCAACGGAGGGGCACCCUGUUCAGCAAGCGGAGGGGCCUGUCGAGGAGCCGAACCGUCAACGCCUGA